Carica papaya (papaya) is the source of this 2144-nucleotide messenger RNA. The record is from RefSeq and is a predicted model, not a curated record. Lineage: Eukaryota; Viridiplantae; Streptophyta; Magnoliopsida; Brassicales; Caricaceae.
AAACCUGACCUCACCCGGAAAAAAAAUGAUGGCCACCCCACAAAGCCAUGGGUUCAGGCACCUGGCCAACGCUGGCCCGUGGCUCCGUGGUCGCGGCUGCACCUUCUCUAUUGCCAGUCUUGCUUCUUCCUCUGCUUUCACUCAACACCCACAACAAUCCCAAUCCCAAGACAACAACAAGAGCGAGGAAAGCAGCAAAAAACAUCAAGGCGUUGUUGACAGUAGAAGCACUGAUAGCAAGUCGGGUUCGUACUUUCCCAAAAGAGGCCAAACUCUGGAGUUGGUUUGCGAGCGUUUGGCGUUCAAGGGAAAGGGUCUGUGCAAAGUGACAGACACUGGGUUUGUUGUCAUGUGUGAUCAUGCACUCCCUGGUGAGCGCUUUAUUGGACGCGUUACCCGCAGAAAGGGUAAUUAUGCUGAGGUAAAUAAGGUGAAAACGUUAUCUCCUCAUUGGGAUAUAGUAAAUGCUCCUUGUGAGUAUGCUGCAUAUUGUGGUGGUUGUAAAACUCAAAAUCUGGCUUAUAAGGCUCAGCUCAGAGCUAAGGAACAACAAGUGCAUGAAUUGGUUAUUCAUGUUGGAAAAUUCUCUGAUAAAGAUCCAGAAUUUAGCAGCAUCAUGAAGCCUAUAGUCGCAUGUGAUAUGCAAUUUCAUUAUCGAAAUAAGAUGGAGUUCUCUUUUGGUCCUCAAAGAUGGCUACCAAAAGAACUAUUAAAUGAAAAGCAGGAUACUAAUGAGAACUACGCAUUAGGUCUGCAUGCACCUGGAUUUUUUGACAAGGUUCUUAAUGUCAACAAGUGCUUAUUACAAAGUGAUCCUGCAAAUAUGGUAUGCUGUUUCAUUAUCAAUUUUAGUAUGUAUAAUGCUCACUCUCAUUCUGGAUUUCUUAAGCAUCUAAUGCUAAAAACUGGAAGGGAUGUGAAGACUGGUUUGCCAGAACUUAUGGUUAAUUUUGUGACCUCAUCCUACAAGCCAGAGCUGCUGAAGCCUCUAGUUGACAAAAUUUCAACUAUUCCUGGAGUGGUAAGUGUCAUGAAUAAUGUGAAUACUUCAGUUGGUAACACAUCUGUUGGAGAGGAGGAAUAUAUUUUACACGGGAAAUCUACCAUCACGGAGACCUUAAGAGGUCUUACGUUUCAAAUUUCAGCCAACUCCUUUUUCCAAACAAAUACUCACCAGGCAGAAGUUUUAUAUAAACUCAUUGAAGAGUGUGCUGGUCUCAGAGGAGAUGGUUCAGAAACUGUUCUUGACCUUUUCUGUGGAACUGGUACCAUCGGUCUGACACUUGCCAGAAGGGUUAAACAGGUUUUUGGCUACGAAGUAGUUCCUCAAGCUAUCUUGGAUGCUCAGCAAAAUGCUAAGCUGAAUGGCAUAAAUAAUGCAAUUUUUGUACAAGGGGAUCUUAAUAAAAUAGGCGAAAAUUUUGGCAAUGAUUUUUCAAAGCCUGAUAUCGUCAUUUCAGAUCCCAAUCGACCUGGUAUGCACUUGAAGCUGAUUAAAUUUUUGUUAAAGCUCAAGGCCCCACACAUCGUUUAUAUAUCUUGUAAUCCUGCAACAUGUGCACGUGAUCUUGAUUACCUUUGUCAUGGUCUGAUUGACCAAGAUAUUAAAGGUUGUUACAAACUUAAAAGCAUACAGCCAGUCGAUAUGUUCCCUCACACUCCUCAUAUUGAGUGUGUUUGCUUGUUAGAGCUUCGUUGACUACCUUGUUCCCAUACUUGUCACUGUUGAGGUUUAAAUGGUCCAUCACUCUGUAGUAGUAUCUGAAGAUCAGAAGCAUCCAGCAUCCAUAUCUUUCUGGAUGAAAUGAAGUCAGCUCCUUUUUCACUGCUGAGGUUUGAAGGAUUUCCUUUCUUCCUCUUUGAAUGUUGCAAUCUGAAAAUAUAAGGUUCUCUGUAAACACCAGUGCUUGACAUGUUCAGCAGCCAAUACUGGAUCAAAAAGAAAGAAGCAGAUAUUCUGGAAGGAUUUUUAGCUACAAAACAGGGAACCUGUAUGUGACAGAACAUCUGAGUAGGAAAGUUCUUUAUUCUUUAUAUUGGCAUUUCUCAUAUACCUUUUGUUGAAUAGUAUGUAUUCUUUUCUCUCUUCUUGGGAAUCCUUAAAAUUAGAUUAGUACAAUAUGAUUUGUUUCGGUUCCUAGUAA